This is a messenger RNA of Pseudophryne corroboree (corroboree frog), 471 nucleotides long. It is a transcript of the gene WDR83OS, whose product is annotated as WD repeat domain 83 opposite strand. Gene Ontology annotation, biological process: protein insertion into ER membrane. The record is from RefSeq and is a predicted model, not a curated record. The coding region runs from base 36 to 356 and encodes 106 amino acids. Gene Ontology annotation, molecular function: protein folding chaperone. Gene Ontology annotation, cellular component: endoplasmic reticulum membrane. The transcript is spliced from 4 exons. NCBI's taxonomy places the organism in Eukaryota, Metazoa, Chordata, Amphibia, Anura, Myobatrachidae.
UGCGGCCCGAGGAAGAGGAGCUGGCGCCGGGAGACAUGACUGGGACCAACGGGAAUGACCCGAGGAGGCCGGGGAAGGUGCAGAGGUACAAACCUCCCACCUCCGAGAGCUCCCCAACCCUGGAUGACCCAACUCCGGAUUACAUGAACCUGUUGGGAAUGAUAUUCAGUAUGUGUGGCCUGAUGCUGAAGCUGAAGUGGUGUGCGUGGAUUGCUGUGUAUUGCUCCUUCAUCAGCUUUGCAAAUUCUCGCAGCUCUGAAGAUACCAAACAGAUGAUGAGCAGUUUCAUGCUAUCUAUUUCCGCCGUGGUCAUGUCCUAUCUACAGAACCCACAACCCAUGUCUCCGCCGUGGUGACACCGGUCUCCUCCUGCUCAGAAGAAGGUCGUUGUGUCGGACAUCAAGCAGUUUUACCCCUCUCUCUCCAUGCCUCAUAGGACUGCCCAUUAUUAAUAAAGACUGGUGCUUUUUA